Rhinolophus ferrumequinum (greater horseshoe bat) is the source of this 2555-nucleotide messenger RNA. It is a transcript of the gene TMEM62, whose product is annotated as transmembrane protein 62. Gene Ontology annotation, molecular function: hydrolase activity. The coding region runs from base 143 to 2074 and encodes 643 amino acids. The transcript has 14 exons. Lineage: Eukaryota; Metazoa; Chordata; Mammalia; Chiroptera; Rhinolophidae. The record is from RefSeq and is a predicted model, not a curated record.
CGUCAGGUGCUCAAGGAGGCGCAGGUGUCAGCUGCGCGGAGGUUCUGCGACCAUAGAGUCCGGAAGUGCGGCCAGAGCAGCUCCUCAGGGUGCUGCGCGGUGUCCGCCCGGGACCAGCGAGGGCCGCGCCCGGGCGGGCGGAAUGGUUGCAGGACUGGCCAUCAGGGUGGUCGCCGGGCUGGCGGCCGCGGCGCUGGCUGCGGUGCUGUUGGAGCACUACGGCCUGGCCGGCUCGCCCUCGCCGCUGCCCCGGCCCCACGUCCCCCGGAGGCCGCACCCGGCGCCGGGCCUCGGAGCCACCAACAUCUUCUGGGGUCUGCAGAUAUCCGACAUUCACGUGAGCAGGUUUCACGAUCCAGGGAGAGCUGUAGACUUAGAGAAGUUCUGUUCUGAAACUAUUGACAUCAUCCAACCAGCUCUCGUCCUAGCAACAGGAGACCUGACAGAUGCCAAAACAAAAGACCUGUUGGGAUCUAGGCAGCAUGAGGUAGAAUGGCAAACUUACCAUGGUAUUCUGAAGAAGACAAGGGUCAUGGAAAAAACCAAGUGGCUUGAUAUCAAAGGAAAUCAUGAUGUGUUCAACAUUCCAAGUCUGGAGAGUGUCGAGAAUUAUUACAGGAAAUACUCUGCCGUACGUAGGGAUGGUUCUUUCCAUUAUGUCCACAGUACUCCUUUUGGCAACUAUUCUUUCAUCUCUUUGGAUGCCACCCCAAAUCCAGGGCCUAAGAGACCCUUUAAUUUCUUUGGAAUUUUAGAUGAGAAACGGAUGCAGGAGCUUUCAUUACUGGCCAAAGAAAGUAGUAGGAGCAACCAUAGUAUUUGGUUUGGACACUUUACAACAUCCACUAUUCUUUCUCCAUCACCAGGAAUUCGGUCAAUAAUGAGCUCGGCUACAGCUUAUUUGUGUGGGCACCUCCAUACGCUGGGUGGACUGAUGCCUGUUUUGCACACUCGUCACUUCCAGGGCACUUUGGAACUUGAGGUGGGAGACUGGAAGCAGAACAGAAGGUACCGCAUCUUUGCUUUCGAUCAUGACCUCUUUAGCUUUGCAGAUUUGAUCUUUGGCGAGUGGCCUGUGGUUCUUAUCACAAAUCCAAAGUCCCUCCUCUAUAGUUGUGCUAAACAUGAACCACUAGAAAGAGUCCUUCACUCAACCCACAUCAGAGUCUUGGCCUUUUCAUUAUCCUCCAUUACUUCUGUCACAGUUAAGAUUGAUGGAGUUCAUUUAGGGCAAGCUGUUCAUUUGUCUGGUCCUAUUUUCACACUGAGGUGGAACCCAAGAAACUACAAUAAUAGGACACAUAACAUAGAAGUAAUUGUCCAGGAUUCUGCUGGAAGACGUAAGAGUGUUCACCACAUAUUUUCUCUUCAAGAGGAUAUUCAUCUCCGAUUUGACCCUCUGGCAUCAUUUAUUCUUCUUACUGACCACUGCAUGGUGGCCCGAGUCCUUUUUGUGAUGACAGUGCUGAUCCAGCUCUCCAUCCUCAUUACUUUUAGGCAUCAAAGAUGUCUAGAGCUCAAAGGACCUCCAGGAUUUAUUAAUUUGACCUCAUUUUCCCUUCAUGUCUUGAGCAAAAUAAAUGUCUUCUACUAUUCUGUGUUGUUGCUGACUCUAUAUACAAUGCUGGGACCAUGGUUUAUUGGUGAAAUUACUAAGGGCAAAAUAGGUUGCUGCUUUUCCUUUGGGAUCUUUGUUGAUGGCCAUUUCCUACAAGGCAGUGUAACAUUUAUGGUUGGAAUUCUCCAGUUGGCGUUUUUUAACAUCCCUUUGAUGGCUUACCUGUGUUGGAGCUUGCUGCAGCGGUGCUUUGGUCACAACUUCAGGUCUCAUCUCCAUCAAGGAAAACGCUUGAAAAUUAUACCUGUUCACCUUCUUAUGUUACUGCUGUACAUCUGGCAGAUUUAUUCCUGCUACUUUCUUCAUAUGACAUUUGGAACUCUAGCGUUUUUCUUCUCCCCUUUAAGGACCUGGUUGACAUUGCUGACACCUAUUCUCAUUCAUUGUGUGUGGACACGGAACUCCGACAAGCUUGGAACCUUCACAGUGCAGUUAAAAAGCCACUUGAGCUCCUGAAAGCCACGUCUCACCAUCCACCUCUGUAGGCCUCUGCCCCAGCAGCAGGUGGAAAGCCAGUAUUGGUGGGCACGCUUCGGGGAGCUGCUGCUCCUUGGACGCCUGGGAGUUGGGGAAAUUACCCACUAUUCAUUCCUGCAGAAUGGAGUGCAGAAAAGUCUCUAAAUAAUGCCAUGAUUCCUUCCUUCCUCAAGAAAGCAAAGGAUUGAUUUACUUUUGUGAAGAGAAAGCCUGCAUCUAGAUCUACAGGAGGGCCUGGAUGUGUAUGGGCGCAUGUGCAGCCCAGUGUUUUUAGGUUUACCUCAUGUAAAGUACCUAGCACAGUACCUAGCUGUCAAGGGUGCCACUUUAGGGAAAGGGAACCAGUGUGAACUUGAGCCUGACCCUGACUACCCUUGAGCUAUUAUUAUAGCUCCCAGUCCCUUUUUUCUGCUUCCUUAGUCGGGGGUGUUUUCAACCAAUCAAAUAAAUGAAUGAUAAA